GGACCCCAGCCCGGAGUUACUUAGUAGGUAGGUAGUAGAUAGUAGGAUAGUCGUUGGACAGUACGGAGUCGUACAUGGACAUAUUUAGAACCCUGAAUCCCAUCAUCAUCAUCAAUUCUCGAAAUGUUAGGGACCGUAAAAUCUUGGUGUGCGCAAUGCGUGAGGUGAGGUCAUCGGGAUGAAUGACAUCAUGAGAACCCCGCCCGCCCUUCACUCUCUUCUGAUUUCCUCCCUCCCAUCUUGACCUCCCAUCUGCGAUCUGAACCAACCACAUCAUCUUCAAUAUUCCUCAUCAUGCCUGACAUCUAUCCCACCCUCCGCAAUCGCCGCAGCAAUGAGCUCGCUCGCCUGGCCGACCAGCAUCUGCAGCACGACCUCCGCCCCCAGGACCGCGACGCCCUCAAGGCAGCCUCCCAAAAGGUCGCCUUCUGGACCACCGUCGGCUCGGCGGUUGGCCUGGGGCUGGGGCUCUAUACUGCCUUUCGCCUGAGGAGCUCGCGCAAGGCCUUCUUCGAGGUUUUUCGCGCCCGCGAGAAGCCCACCCAAGUCGUCUUUGCCGAUGGUCGAACCGAGCACAUCCCAGAUAUUACCCCACUGUUGAAGCCCACCACACUCGGCGACUUCACCACCUAUUUCUUUGCCGGCGCAGGGGGUCUGUUCUUGGGCGGCGAGCUCGGGUUUCUUGGAGGCGCGGGCAGUGGAAGCCGCUGCAUCACCGCCGACCCCGAUCGGAGGCAGAGAAUUGAGACAGCGUUCCGGAAGUUCCGGGCAGAGGUGCUGCGCAAGGAGGCGGAUGAGCUGGAUCGCGGGCUGGAUGUGUCUGAUCAGAUGUUCUAGCGGUCUGUUCCUUGACCUGAUAUCCGGAACGGCGGCCAUGGAUCUGCAUCAUCAGCGAUACCCCCGGUGUUUCUCCCCAAUCCAUUCACCAACCUG
This is a messenger RNA of Aspergillus sclerotioniger CBS 115572, 933 nucleotides long. RefSeq lists its product as uncharacterized. Bases 295 to 837 code for a protein of 180 amino acids. The record is from RefSeq and is a predicted model, not a curated record. The transcript is spliced from 3 exons. Lineage: Eukaryota; Fungi; Ascomycota; Eurotiomycetes; Eurotiales; Aspergillaceae.